ACGCCCUGGUGACCAAUGAGGGAGGCAAAUGAAGCUGCUGCUUCACAGAAGAUCAUUCAAAAGUGGCACACUACAGGAGAGUAAAUUAAGAGCGAUGAGUGACAUGAAUGUGUUUCACUGAGGAAAUGAGGAGUCUGCAUUUUUGAGCUCCUGGACGAAUAAUUAGAGAGCACAUCAUCUCCUACUAGUUGUUUGCCGCUUGGCCGCUCCUCUCGUCUCCGGGCCAGAAUGAAUGACAUUCAGGAGGCCACCUCCCCCGCCACCAGUCUCGGUGGUCCGGCGACCUGCGUCUCCAAAGUAGAGCUGCGGGUGUCUUGUAAAGCUCUACUAGACCGAGACACUCUGAAUAAAUCAGACCCUUGCGUGAUUCUCAUGGUACAGACCAACGGACAGUGGACAGAGUUGGACAGGACAGAAGUGAUCAAGAGCAACUUGCACCCUGUUUUCGCCAAGGUUUUCUCCUUGGAUUACUACUUUGAAGAGGUUCAGAAGCUGCGAUUCGAAGUGUACGACAUCCACGGCACUCACAGCAUCGGCACGCGUGACGAUGACUUCUUGGGCGGUGUGGAGUGCACACUCGGUCAGAUUGUGGCCCAAAAGAAAAUGGUGAAGCCUCUACUUCUCAAGUAUGGAAAAUAUGCUGGCAAAUCCACCAUCACGGUGCAUGCGGAGGAAAUUUCCGGCAACAAUGGCUAUGUGGAGCUGUCCUUCUGUGCCAAGAAGCUUGAUGAUAAGGACCUUUUCAGCAAGUCUGACCCUUUUUUGGAAAUAUAUCGUAUCAACGAUGAUGAAACGGAGCAGCUUGUUCACAGAACUGAGGUUAUAAAGAACAACCUGAAUCCUGUUUGGGAGCCUUUCAAAGUGUCUCUCAUAUCCCUGUGCAGUUGUGAUGAGGAGAGGAAGCUUAAGUGCCUCGUGUGGGACUAUGACUCCAGGGGGAAGCACGACUUCAUUGGAGAGUUUUAUGCUACUUUCAGAGAAAUGCAGAAAAUCUCCAGUGGAAAUAAGGUGACAUGGGAUUGCGUGAACCCUAAGUACAAACAGAAGAAAAGGAACUAUAAAAACUCAGGCGUUGUCAUCUUAAAUGAUGUCAAGCUCCACAGAGUUUACUCCUUCUUGGAUUACAUCAUGGGUGGAUGCCAAAUUCACUUUACGGUGGCCAUUGACUUCACAGCUUCCAACGGAGACCCCAGGAACAGCUGCUCUUUGCACUACAUCAACCCCUACCAGCCGAACGAGUACCUGAAGGCUCUGAUAGCCGUGGGCGAGAUCUGCCAGGACUACGACAGCGACAAAAGAUUUUCAGCCUUGGGGUUUGGUGCCAGAAUCCCUCCAAAUUACGAGGUGUCUCACGAUUUUGCCAUCAAUUUCAAUCCCGAAGAUGAUGAAUGUGAAGAGAUCCAAGGAGUGGUUGAGGCAUACCAGAACUGCCUCCCUAAAAUCCAGCUGUACGGCCCCACCAAUGUUUCUCCCAUCAUUAACCGGAUAGCCAAGCUGUCAGCUGGCGAUGGCAACAUUAAAGACGCCUCUCGCUACCACAUCCUGCUCAUCCUCACUGAUGGCGUGGUGACAGAUAUGGCGGACACACGCGAAGCCAUCGUACGGGCCUCCUACCAGCCUCUCUCCAUUAUAAUUGUUGGGGUGGGCAACGCAGACUUUACAGACAUGCAGAUUUUGGAUGGAGAUGACGGUGUCCUGCGCUCACCAAAGGGCGAGCCGGUCCUUCGGGACAUCGUGCAAUUUGUGCCCUUCCGGGACUUCAAGACGGCUUCACCAGCAGCAUUGGCCAAAUGUGUCCUGGCAGAGGUGCCCAAGCAAGUUGUGGAGUACUACAGCCAUAAGGCCAUCCCACCUAUGUCUCCAGUGAGGGACUUGCCCACACCCAUCCUCAGCCCUGUUGCCACCAGUCCGACAGAGUAACUCCACCAAACAAGUCUUGAACUGUGAGAGCAGCAACUGUCCCUCAAAGUGAGAUGGUGAGGGAAUGCUCGCCUCCUGGGAUAAAAUGAGAAAAAGUCCUCUUGUUAAUCAUUGAUUCCACUCUUACAAAAGAUUUGAUCGACUUUUCACCUGGGACCGUGAGAUAUGUGUUUGUGCCCGGUGUGGAUUCAGCACAUCUCUCUGGCUUUGCGAUGGAACCAUCCCAGCUGAACCGGCAUCUGAAGGAUUAUAUUUCUUCGCCGUGGCUUUGUGCAUGCCAGCCAAUCUGUCAGCCAUUAAUCUCAGACGGAGGACUGAUAUUCUUUGCCGGCUCUGAAUUACUUCCUCUUAUUUUUUUGUAUCAUUUAUUUUCAUUUCUUCUAGUGUCAUCGCUUAAAAAGAUAUUUCCAAGAGUAUAACACAAACAAUCAGGCUGCGAUACAUUCAUCACAGGUCGCCUUCAAUGAAAGCCGAUACAUUUUCCAUUGUGGGCUUGCAACACUGACCAUAAGUCAUCGUGUGCACUCCAAAGUGUUUGGCUACAUUUCAGGGCACAAUUUAUUGAUCAAACCUUCAUGAGGAUGACACAUGUUUAAAUUUCCCACUCAGUGUGGGUCUCAAAGGUCAAGCUCACACAGACAGUUGGUGGAUAAUCAUACCCUUAAUGUUUCUUCAUGGAUUAUACAUCAUGGAACAUUGAAAGUGUUUGUCCUCUGGAAUAUAUGAAAAAUG
Messenger RNA from Hippocampus comes (tiger tail seahorse), 2652 nucleotides. RefSeq names its product copine VII (gene cpne7). Gene Ontology annotation, molecular function: calcium-dependent phospholipid binding. The record is from RefSeq and is a predicted model, not a curated record. Lineage: Eukaryota; Metazoa; Chordata; Actinopteri; Syngnathiformes; Syngnathidae. Gene Ontology annotation, cellular component: plasma membrane. Bases 229 to 1920 code for a protein of 563 amino acids. The transcript has 16 exons. Gene Ontology annotation, biological process: cellular response to calcium ion.